GUGGAUGUAACUGCAUCGCUAAGGAUAGCUCUGCAUUACAAAAUGAUCAGUAACCUGCUGAAUGGUGCUACGUGCACUGAGUCAGAGACGCUACCUGAACGGUUCAGGCUGCAGCAAGCCUUGCCCUCGCACAGCACGCAGAUAUCUGAGCCAAAUGAGUUUGACAUCAUGCUUGUAAUCCCUAUAAAACAGAAUGCAAAUGAUUCUACAAGGCUUCAGCUGGAUGAGUCUGAUGAUACUGGAGCCUAUUAUUAUGCAUCAUUCAAAAGGGGUCCAAUAGAAAGAGGUUGGUUGAAGUUCUUAGAGGAAGAUGGAAAAUUAUCAGCCUCUAAAAUGAUGCAAGCACUAAGAGACAUUAUUAAACAGGAAGUAAAAAACAUUAGAGGUAUGGAAGUCACUGUGGCAAGGAAAAGGGCUGGAAGCCCUGCAAUAACUCUUCAGAUCAAAAAACCUCCAUUAGAAAUAUCAGUGGACAUCAUCUUGACUUUGAAGGCUCAGAAGAGCUGGCCCCCCAGCACACAGGAUGGCCUCAAAAUUGAACAGUGGCUGGGAACAAAAAAGAGGAGGGAUUUCAGAUUAACACCAAUUUAUUUAGUAGCCAAGCAAAACAAAAGAGAAAAAGUUCUAAGAGGGAACACCUGGCGACUCUCCUUCUCACAUAUUGAAAAGGAUAUGAUCAAGAACCAUGGCAACUCAAAGACAUGCUGUGAAUCCAAUGGACCAAAGUGCUGUAGGAAAGGUUGUCUUAAGCUGCUGAAGUUUCUUCUAGAGCAACUUAAAAGGAAAUAUCCAAAAGAAUUGGAAAAAUUCUGUUCCUAUCAUGUCAAAACUGCUUUUCUCCACUCCUGUGUCAUGUGGCCAAAUGACACAGACUGGUACUUGGGAAACUUGGAUCAUUCCUUUCAGCAAUGUCUGGGAUUUUUUGUGGAUUGCCUGCAAAAGUCUCAGCUGACUCACUUUUUUAUUCCCCAAUACAACUUACUCAGCCAAGAAGAUAAGGCAAGACAUCAUUUCCUUUCAAGAAAAAUAAGUUAUGAAUUGAACAAUGGAUUCCCAGUAUUUCAUGAGAAUUAUUAAGAACACGGUUCACAACAGAUAUCUAAUCAUGUUGACUUUACAUAUGUGAAACAAAAAACUCUGCAAUAUAAAUGACCUUCAGUAGUCUGUACUACAAAUCCCAAAACAAAAUAAAACUAAGACCACUAAGAGAAAAAUCUAUACUUCAGUCACACUGCUCAGCCAUAACCCUUAAAAUAAAUGUUUUAAGUAAUAUUUACCUUGCCUAUCCAAAUGUAGAUGUCACCUGCAAAACAUCGUCAAGGUAUACUAAGAACAUAGAGAAGAAUUUGCAAUAUGUAAUUUCUGUGUUUCUAAACACAAAAGCAUCAAAGACUGCAUAAAGGAAAAACUGACAAUUUUAUUUAGAAUUAGGAUCCACUGCAGAAUAUCAAAAAUACACUCCUACUUUCAAAAGAAAAAAAAAGUCCCUGGAGUUACUUCAACAUUAACCAGAAAAACUUCUCCAAACUUCUCCAGAUUACCUGGGUGGAUAUGAAGAUCUUGUGCAGAAGACAAUCACCAGCAAUAGUUACCAGAGAGAAUAUUUUACCUGAGUAAUAUGAAGUUGCUGAAGUAACUUAUUCUUUCUGAGUCUUAGAAUUACUUUAGAAAUCAGUCUUUUCAUUGGGCUUUGGAUGGGAAACAAUCAUUACCUAAUAUGCUGCAACAGACGAAUGGUUUUCUGCCAAUGUGCUUUUAUUUGUAUGAUAAUCAUGUAGAAAGAAAUGCAUCUUUCAACCUGUAUCAAAGAAGAAGACUCUUGAUAUAAAAGGUUUCUAAAACCAAAAUGCAGCAUGAACUGGACACUCCUGAAAUUGAAAUUCAUAUAAAUUUUUCUCAUAUCGAAGAAGUGUGUGUUAGGAAAAAAAAAUUACAAUAAUUCCUAUUACUAAAAUCAUGCAGGUGAGAAGUACACAGCAUUUGAGAACUGCUGUGCUGCAAAUAAAUACAUAUUUUGCUUCCACUUAUAGAAGCCAUGGGAAGUCCGUAUUUUCGCCUACUUUUUGAAGGCAAAAUAACCUACUGGAUUGAAUAAUGCUCAGAUUUACCUCAAUUAUGAGCAAAUUAAGAAGAAAGAAUAUUGGUAGACAGAGUAAUUUUACUAAAAUAUUCUCAUUUUACUGAAUUUUGUUUAUUAGUUUUUAUUUAUUCAUAUGACACAUAAAUUAACACAAGUUCAGAGCAAGCAUCAAAUGCAGGAAUGACUCCUUCCCAUAUAAAUUUCAAAGAGUAAAAAAAAACAACAUGCCCCAUUAUCACUGGGAGUCUGUGUGACAGAACCUGACAUCCAAAUGUAAAUUGUGAAUCCAUUUUAUCUGGAAGAAAUAAAAUCUGACCUUCAAAUGUA
Zonotrichia albicollis (white-throated sparrow) is the source of this 2407-nucleotide messenger RNA. Lineage: Eukaryota; Metazoa; Chordata; Aves; Passeriformes; Passerellidae. The record is from RefSeq and is a predicted model, not a curated record.